Messenger RNA from Nerophis lumbriciformis (worm pipefish), 1161 nucleotides. Lineage: Eukaryota; Metazoa; Chordata; Actinopteri; Syngnathiformes; Syngnathidae. The record is from RefSeq and is a predicted model, not a curated record.
AUGAACAACAUGUCGCCGGAAGUUGCACUGCACAGGAUCUCACCAGAGUUGCGACCCUUACUGUGUAGUGUGGUGCGUAAUGGCCGUGUGGGACUCGACGCCACUAAUUGCCUCAGAGUCACAGACCUCAAAACAGGAUGUACAUCUCUGACCCCUGGUCCUUGCUGUGAUCGCUUCAAACUUCACAUCCCUUAUGCGGGAGAAACCCUCAAAUGGGAUAUUAUAUUUAACGCCCACUAUCCAGAACUGCCCCCAGAUUUUAUUUUUGGGGAAGAUGCAGAGUUUCUGCCUGAACCUUCAGAAUUACCACAUUUGGUCCAGUGGGAUGCCGGAAACCCAGACAGUUUGCUUCAGCUUGUCAAGGAGCUCAUCCAGCAGUACCACCUCUACCAAUGUCAGCGUCUCCGUGAAAGCUCCAGACUUCUCUUUGAGUAUGAUAGUCUGCUAGAGGAUCCUAACUAUGGUCAUAAUAUGGAGAUAUAUGCUGGACACAAGAACAGCUGGACAGGGGAGUUUUCAGCUCGCUUUCUUCUGAAAUUGCCUGUGGACUUCAACAACAUCCCAAUCUAUCUACUGAAGGAUACUGCACUGGACCCUGGAGAGCAUGUGGCUCUUCUGUCUGUGAGCUUUGAGGAUGCAGAGGCAACUCAAGUAUUCCCCAAACUCUACCUUUCUCCAAGUAUUGAACAUGCCCUGGGAGGUGCCUCUGCACUACAUAUUCCAGCAUUCCCCAGUGGAGGAUGCUUGAUUGACUACGUCCCACAGGUGUGCCAGUUACUCACCAACAAGGUGCAGUAUGUCAUCCAAGGCUACCACAAAAGGCGGGAGUACAUUGCCGCAUUCCUCAGCCACUUUGGAAUGGGAGUGGUGGAGUAUGAUGCCGAGGGAUUUACAAAGCUUACUCUUCUACUCAUGUGGAAAGACUUUUGCUUCCUAGUACACGUGGAUCUCCCACUGUACUUCCCAAGAGACCAGCCCACCCUCACGUUCCAGUCCGUGUACCACUUCACCAGCAGUGGGCAGCUUUAUUCUCAAGUGCAGAAGUCAUAUCCUUACAGCCCACGCUGGGAUGGCAAUGAAAUGGCCAAGAGAGCAAAGGCUUACUUCAAGACCUUCAUCCCGCAGUUCCAAGAAGGAGCCUUUGCCAAUGGCAAACUGUAA